Messenger RNA from Centropristis striata (black sea bass), 1948 nucleotides. It is a transcript of the gene tmem42a, whose product is annotated as transmembrane protein 42a. The record is from RefSeq and is a predicted model, not a curated record. NCBI's taxonomy places the organism in Eukaryota, Metazoa, Chordata, Actinopteri, Perciformes, Serranidae. Bases 130 to 582 code for a protein of 150 amino acids. The transcript has 3 exons.
UGCUCCGUCCAUCAUGAUUCAUGUAUACAGUUUUGUCAAUGCUGGAAGAAGGAGAGCAGAAGGAGGAGGACACGCUGCUGUCAGCGGAUAGUUGCAUGAACUGCUCUCCCAGUAGUGUGUCGUUUAAGUAUGAUUCAAGGGCCUGUUUACGCGUUGUUAGCGGGCGUUUUGGGAGCCGCUGCAUCUCUGUCUGCCAAGCUGUCAUUCGGUGCAGACUACCUGAGAGAGAUGUGUGAGUCAGGACUCAGCGACUGGACUACAACACACGACUGGACUACAACCUGUGACUGGCUCCACAUCCCUCUGCGGCUGCUGUGUGGAGGUCUGCUGUUCGCCUGUAAUGCUGUUAUGUGGACGUUCUUCUCCAAGGCCCUUCGACAGUGCUCUUCUUCAGCCAGAGCUACAGUCACCGCCACUGCAUCCAACUUCAUCUCCUCUGCUGUCCUUGGGAGGGUCAUUUUCGGAGAGAGCCAUGCAGCUCUAUGGUGGACAGGAAUCUUUCUCACCUUGUGUGGACUGCUAGUGCUUCAUGGAUUAACACCUGAGACACUCUCACAGGAGGAGGGCAAAAAGGACAAGUAAUAUGUCUUUGACUCAUCACAAGCAGGCAGCCGUGCCCUUCGCAACAACCCGUGGCAGCAGACAUGUAAUGGAAUUUCUCAGGCACUUAAAAGUGGGAAUGUUGCUUCUAGAAAGAGGUAACUCAGCAACUUGAAUGAACUGAUACUUGUCCUUUCCUGAAAAUUACCAUUUGAUAAGAUUCUGCAGGAUUUUGUGUUUUUUACAAGACAUAAGGACAGAAAUUCACAGGGAAAAGUAGCCAAUUUGAGAAAUUCUUGUUCAAAAGCUAUUCCACCCCAACAUCAUACAAGCUAAAGGAGUUGACUUGGCUUUAUUGCAAUGGGCAGUAGUGGGCAGAACUUGUUUGACCUUUCGGUUGUCUGUCAUUUUGACAGACGGGUCCAUAAAAAUGAUGUCAUAAUCUAUUAUUAUCAGUCUUUUUUUUUAGAUUAUAAAACAUAUUUAGUUGGGUUUGCCUACAAAUGAUAAACAGAAAAGAGGUGAAACAAGUCCUCGUUCCUCGUCCCUUUUUCACCUCGAUUAUCAACGGUAUUUGGCUGCAGUGUCAGCUGUUUGUUAGCGCUGCAGCCCCAGCUGUUCAGAAGAGCCCACAUCAACGUUACAGUAACGUUACCAUCUUUAGCCCUGUAUAUGACUGUAUAACUGUUUAUUCCAGCAGCCCUCCGGCGCUCGCAGUGAAUAUUUACGAGCGUGCAGGGCUCUCUAAUGUAUUCACUGAAGCCAGCUGGACAACAAGGUUUUGCUUGUGAGAUCAGGUCAAGACUAUACAAUAGAUAAUUAUUAUGCACAUGCUACCUGCUGGACAGGAGUGUGGAUUACUUGAAUUAUGGCAAAUCACCCCAGUUUUCUAAUUGUCACAAUGACAGACAGCAUUAUUUAAAAAAAAUAUAUGGUAAAUAUUUGGUCAAUGCAACCCCUGGUAGUGGGUGUUAGUGGGUUUCAGGAAUCAUAAUUGAGUGAGUUUUGAUUUUUUUUUUUCUAUAGUUUUACACUGCAUUUCAUCAAUUGUCACCAUGGUGAAUUAUUCAUGCAGGAUGCACAAACUCCAGCCUGUCAGGACUUUGAGGAAAGACCGGAGCUAGCUUCCAUGCCUGGGUGUGUUUUUCCAGGGGGAAUUCACUGCUGCCGGACAUGUAACGCUACAUUAAGGACAAGAGGAUUGUUUUCAUAGUGAUAUGAUGGAUAUCAGGAUGGGAUGUUGAAGCUAGGAUGGGAGGACCAUGUAGCAUUUCAAAAUGUUAUUAGUCAUAAACUGCUGCUGCAUGCAUGCAUUAAUUCAGUAUCUGUAUAUCUGUAAUAUUUAUCUGAUUUGAACUGCAUAAAAUGUUUUUAUACAGUAAUAUAAACAGACACUUUGUGAUUGUGA